Paraphaeosphaeria sporulosa is the source of this 1331-nucleotide messenger RNA. RefSeq names its product NAD(P)-binding protein. Bases 378 to 1277 code for a protein of 299 amino acids. Gene Ontology annotation, molecular function: oxidoreductase activity. The transcript has 4 exons. The record is from RefSeq and is a predicted model, not a curated record. NCBI's taxonomy places the organism in Eukaryota, Fungi, Ascomycota, Dothideomycetes, Pleosporales, Didymosphaeriaceae.
GCCUUUGUCGGUGGGUAUUCCGCCCGAUAGCAACUCCACUCAGCCCCAGCCAGCCUUGCCGGACAGGCAGCAUGAGGCGACUAGAGUUACCAGAGGAUUCAUUUUCCUGCGGAACCAUGAAGAGCAUUUCUCAGCAUCGUUUCAUUUUCGGAGGGGGUUACCAUGUGAUGAAGGGCCGAUUGUUGACAUUGUGGGGCACGAGGCACUUGCGUGAUCAGAUACACUAAUGGUGUAGAGUAUCACCAUUGCUUUCAGCUGGUAUAAGAAGGGCCGUCUUCCUCCCAGUUGAACAGCAUCAACAGUAAUCACUUCUUCCGGAUCCUCUAGUGCCAUCUACUGCCUUCAAAUCAUCUUCAACCUCGUCUCGAAACUUCAAUAUGUCCAUCAAGAACGUUGUCAUCAUUGGGGCCGGUGGAAACCUUGGACCUUCAGUCCUGAAUGCUUUCCUGAAGAGCUCUUUCAAUGUGACGGUGCUCAGCCGCGAGGGAUCCGACAAGACCUUUCCCGACGGCGUCAAAGUUGUGCGUGCCAACUUUGAAUCGUUCGACUCUCUCAAGUCUGCUUUCCAGGGCCAAGAUGCUGUGGUCUCUCUUGUCGCGUCUCACGUAUUGGCCAGCCAGACUCAGCUCAUCGAUGCGGCCAUUGCGGCCGGCGUCAAGCGAUACAUCCCUUCAGAAUUCGGAUCUAACACAGCCGACCCGCGGAACCUGGAGGCGGUCCCGCUCUUCAAGGGCAAAGUCGACGUCCAGGACUAUCUGAAGAGCAAGGAAAAUGAGAUCAGCCGUACUGUCAUCGUCACAGGUCCAUUUUUUGACUGGGGCCUCAAGACUGGCUUCCUCGGUGUGGACGUCCAAAACAAAACAGUCAGUCUCGUCGACCAGGGCACAGCUACGUUCUCAACCACAAAUCUCCGCCAAAUCGGCAUUGCCACAGUGAAAGUCUUGGAGCACGCCGAAGAGACAAAGAACAAGGUUGUCUACGUAUCUUCGUUCGAGACCUCGCAAAAGGAGCUUCUUGAGAAAGCCGAAAAGCUUACCGGAGAAAAGUACAAGGUCGAGCAUUUGGAAUCGGCGCAGCUGCGACAAGGGGGUCUCGACAAAAUCCAAGCAGGGGAUUUCUCAGGCUUCGUCCCUCUGAUCCAGGCAGCGGUUGCUGGUAAAGCUGGUCUAGGUGACCACAGGCCCUUUGGAUUGUGGAAUGAGAAGUUGGGGUUGGAAAAGGAAGACUUUGACGAGUCUAUCAAGGCUGGUUUGAGCGGGAAGGACUACGGACAGUAGAUAACAAGAAAACCGCCUAGAAAGGAAGCAUAACUUCCUAUCAACAGAUUCAAG